ACGGAAGUUUGUGAAAUUGGGCUGGUGCGGAGAUCGUACUAGCGCUCGCUGAAGUUACGUGAACGGCCUCGCGAAAUAUAACGAAAUAGAAACAUAAGCCGAUCAAUGCGUUGACCACUGAUUGAUGGAAGGGAGCGUUCGGUGGCUCACGUCAAUGUAAGCGCUGUUACGAAGCGGAUCUCGAUCAGAGGACGAAGACGCCGCCGGCCGCGAACCUCACGAUGGGAUACUUUUCGAAGCGAAACAUAUUUAUCUACUGCUGCAUUUCGGCGUGCCUAUCACUGCUGACUUACCUGGUGGCGUUCUCUUGCGAAAUCUCCUGGAUACUGGAAGCCCGGGGUGACCUGCCCAUACCGGCCUAUCUGCUGUGUGCCGAGUUCUUCAUUCUCUUCAUAUCCUCAGCAAUCUUAAUACAUGGCCUGUCGACGGGCAUAUCGUGGGGUCUGCUCAGCUGGUCGAUAAUUAUCGGAGUUCUGUCCGUACCGGAACUUGCACUAGUCAUGUACAUGACCAUACAGUAUUGGGGUCUACAGUCGGCGCACGGGCUAACGGAAUUAAUUGGAUAUUUAAUACGUUUAAUAGUCAACUGUCUAGCACUGCUGUGCGUUAUUCCGACUGCUUUAAGAUGGCGACAGGAGAAGAAAGUAUUAUCGCAGCUAGAAUCGCUGGCCUCGAGACUGCAGCUGACGACACCGACUCCGACGACUCCGUUCAACACCACCAACGGAAUGAACUCGCUGCGGGCGAGCAAGCGAAGCCACCAGGGGCCAGUGGCCAGCCGACGGCCAUCGACCGGCUUCGACAACCCGGGUUACGUGCCCCACGAGAACAACUCACUUGACAUCGUGCAGCAGUACACGGCUUACAACAAUCUGUACGGCUCGCAGAGUGAAUUCAACGCGAGCAUCUUCGGCCUCAACCCUUCGCAGUACAUCGGGCCACCGCCUCCGCCGAUAGUGAACGAGUGCAAGAAGACCCAGUCCCUGCUCGAUCUGCGUUUCAUCUUUCCGCCCAAGUUCUUGUCCACGCAUGCCACUAUCAGCGAGAAGAAAUCCAAAGAAUCUACCCCAACGGACGAGCUGGACAGUGUGUUGAACAACAAUCUGAAGAACCAAAUUCACAACAAACUCCACGAGCUCCCGGAGAACGGAACCCUGCGCCGCCAAUCUGUUUCUGGCGGUCGGGAGAAGGACGUCAAUGCGAGCGCCGAUCAGUCGGGGACGAUCGCAGUGCCCGGUGAUGGUGGCCCGGUUUCCGCGGCGAACGAUCCGAUUUACUACACAAUCGAAUCGACGAAGAAUAACAAAAUUCUUGGCCGAAACUGCGUCUCCUUGGAGAACCUGGGCAAUAUCACGUUCUCGGAGUCCCCGCUGCCGGUGAAAAAGCAUGACCUACCGUACCACCGGUACGGGCCAAAUCUGCUCAAGAACUACGCCAUGAACCCUUGGAAUGUGCUGGCAUACAAUCCGGCGUACAGUGCCUACCCACCGGCGUACUAUCACUACCACAUGAUGAAUCCAUACCAUCUGUACCAGAUACACCAGCAGCACGCUGGUAACUAUCCGGCUGUCAAUGGUCCUAUUCCAACUGGAGGUUACUUUUCCGCAGCGGGUCAUCCGCACGCGGCAAUGCACGGUGGUCCGGGAGGUUACGGAAAGACUCAUUCUCAUCUGUCUAGUUACGGAUACGGCAACAACCUAUAUCUGAACCCAGCCACAGACAGCCGGCAGUCGCUCGGUAACGAGUCGGACGACUUUCGGAAGUAUCGCGACGUGGCACUUUAGUCCAUCCACCAUCCAAGGCACGUGAGCAAGAAUCGGUAACCACAGCCAAACCAAGGGACAUGCAAAGUGUAGUAUUAGGUUAGCAAGUAGAGAUAGCUUUCCGGUGCGGGGCAGACUAUUAAGUGGCUCAAUGUACUGAAAAUACUCGAUAUCGAUGGAACGGAAAACGGCGUUUGCGGAGUGCAACGCGAACGAAACAUCCACAAAUCAACGGUAGUGCGACAAAGUUACCUCAAGCAAUUAAGAGGAUUGUGUUCGAACUGAGCGAGGUUAGCGCUAAACUAACAUCUACGAAUGAACAACGGGAGGGAAGUAACUUUUUCUGUAUAGAAAUCUUACGAGA
Anopheles bellator is the source of this 2127-nucleotide messenger RNA. RefSeq lists its product as uncharacterized. NCBI's taxonomy places the organism in Eukaryota, Metazoa, Arthropoda, Insecta, Diptera, Culicidae. The record is from RefSeq and is a predicted model, not a curated record. The transcript is spliced from 5 exons. Bases 222 to 1784 code for a protein of 520 amino acids.